GUGCAGGAGGACAUUUUAAUGUUUUUAUUCUUACAGGCUGUGUAAACUGCACGCGUUUUAUUUUUAUUAGUAUCGCGUAUUUAGUCUGGUUAUAGUUAAUCCCUUAAAGUUUCAUAGGCUCCAUUAGUGAGAUAUCUUGAAGUUAUUUCAUUCAUUUGCACAAAUGAAACCUCAGUAGAAAAUAUACAGUCCAAAUUAGAUGGGUAGGUUUCGUGCAGGAGAGGCGGAAAACUAAGGUGGCUUAUUAAUUUCGAAGACAGUGAAGUAAUAAAAUCGAUUCAGAAGCAUGACACUACAUUUUACCUCUAGAAACAAUGAUACUCUAAUACGACGCAGGGUCCCAAGUAAAUAAUAUCUUCCUGCAAACAUGCAGUGGCUGUAUUCUGUCCAAAGGCAGCUGUUUGAUGGGUAUCAGGAUGUCAACAACAACCGGAUUAGUGCUGCUGCAGCAGUCCUCAUAGACAGUUGGCAGAGUGAACCAGGGAAUACAUAUUAUCCAUCCACUGCAAUGAAAUCAAUCUGCCCCGCGCAAGAGAAGCAUUUCAGUAGGUGUGAAUUGCUGGCUGUAAUCAUGGGCAACCAGCUGACUGAUAUCGCUCCCAACACGCCGUUCCUGCCAAGCUUCCAGUCGCUGCACGUGGUGGUCAUCGGCCUCGACUCAGCCGGCAAAACCUCCCUGCUCUACAGGCUCAAGUUGAAGGAGUUUGUGAAAACAAUCCCCACAAAGGGCUUCAACACAGAAAAAAUCAAGGUGGCAGUGGGGGCGUCUCGGGCCAUAAACUUCCAGGUGUGGGAUGUGGGCGGGCAGGAGAAGCUGCGCCCACUAUGGAAGUCUUACACCCGGCGGACGGAUGGUAUGGUGUUUGUGGUGGACUCCACGGAGCUGGAGAGGAUGGAGGAGGCCAGAGUGGAGCUCCACAAGAUCACCCGAACCUCGGAGAACCAGGGGGUCCCUGUGCUGAUCCUGGCCAACAAGCAGGACCUGGAUUCAGCCUUGUCUGUCAGCGAGGUGGAGAAGCUGCUUUCUGUCCACGAACUGAGCAUGUACACGCUGCAUCACGUGCAGAGCUGCAGCGCUGUGAACGGUCAGGGACUCCAGCCGGGCCUGGAGAAACUGUAUGAGAUGAUCCUGAAGAGGAAGAAGAUGGUGAAGCACAACAGGAACAGAAAGAGAUGAACUCUUGGCUCACACUGUGGACAUUACCUCAAGAGAUUUAUCCACUGUUGAGACACUUCCAAGCUUAAUGGUCCCUUUUAAUGGGAAAGCGAUCUGUGCCAACAAAACAACAAUUACACACGGCCUUAGGGUCGGGAGAAAUGGAUUUGCUCAUAAUAAUUGAAACAGUAUUGACAUAUUCUUUGUUCUGCAAUCGUGCAGCUGUCCUUUGAAGGCUUAAGAUACAGAUUUAAAGAUUUAAACCUUGAUAGCAGUUAGUUUCCACUAAGUGCUUUUCCACUCUUGUUUAAAAGAUUUCUAACAAGACGUUUGCCUGUUAAGUGUAGGACUAAUAUAUGAGCACAUUAACAUCCAUGUGGCAGGUACUCGGUGCAGAAAAAUCUAGAAUAAAAUUUAAAAUGUCCUUAUAUUCCUUCACAAGUUUGCACAGAUUAUACCCAACUAAACAGCUGUUUUUGUUACACAAUAUAUGGAUACUUCCCAGAAUAUUUAUUCCACAUUUUUGUGUUUUGUGCUGGACAGAAGGACUUGUGGUGUUGGAGCACCACAUUCUAUUAAAUUUCAUUGCCAUGGAACAGUUAUCCCAAGUGCAUUCCCUUCAUGGCCACAGAGGUUAAGUUUCAUUUACUAUAACAAUAGUGUUUAUACAAAUUGUACAUUUUUGUAACACUGAGGACUUAAUAAAACGAAGCACUGUACAGAA
Molecule: messenger RNA, 1880 nt
Organism: Lates calcarifer (barramundi perch)
Lineage: Eukaryota; Metazoa; Chordata; Actinopteri; Centropomidae
Gene: arl4d
Product: ADP-ribosylation factor-like 4D
Exons: 2
Coding region: 368-1177 (269 amino acids)
Biological process (GO): intracellular protein transport; vesicle-mediated transport
Cellular component (GO): cytoplasm
Molecular function (GO): GTP binding; GTPase activity
Source: RefSeq, a predicted model, not a curated record